AUGCAGAGAAAGAACUGCAGCUCCCUGUGCCGCCGCCAGAGGGAGCCGCAGCGCCCUGUGCCGCCGCCAGAGGGAGCUGCAGCGCCCUGUGCCGCCGCCAGAGGGAGCCGCAGCGCCCUGUGCCGCCGCCAGAGGGAGCUGCAGCGCCCUGUGCCGCCACCAGAGGGAGCUGCAGCGCCCUGUGCCGCCGCCAGAGGGAGCUGCAGCGCCCUGUGCCGCCGCCAGAGGGAGCCGCAGUGCCCUGUGCCGCCGCCAGAGGGAGCUGCAGCGCCCUGUGCCGCCGCCAGAGGGAGCCCUCACAUUGGAAACAUUGUGUAA
This is a messenger RNA of Knipowitschia caucasica, 318 nucleotides long. NCBI's taxonomy places the organism in Eukaryota, Metazoa, Chordata, Actinopteri, Gobiiformes, Gobiidae. The record is from the annotation of a GenBank genome assembly.